Molecule: messenger RNA, 886 nt
Organism: Aspergillus sclerotioniger CBS 115572
Lineage: Eukaryota; Fungi; Ascomycota; Eurotiomycetes; Eurotiales; Aspergillaceae
Exons: 2
Coding region: 350-802 (150 amino acids)
Source: RefSeq, a predicted model, not a curated record
UCGGGUAACCAUAGACACAGGUGCUAAACGCAUAACGGAGGUUGUCUAACAGUUUGCGAAUUCGGAUCCGUGUAAUUGCUUUCUAAUGCACACGAGAUGCAUUUCUGAAAGUUUUCGCCAGUCGUGGUGUCGUUAUACGCCGCGUCUAAGCAGACAAUUUCGGACGAGGUGGUAUUGGUGGGAUCGUUACAAACGUCCCAACAUGGCGAGCCUUCGGUCACGUACAACGCAGCCGCCCUGGGAGCGACGUGGCUGAGGAGCAAUAGAGGCGCCGCGGCAGCAGCCGCAGCCCAAAUCGUAGAUCUCGGGCUUGGACCCCAAGAGCCGAACAUCUUGGUAUUCUCUUGGUAUGGAUCACUCGUCGUUAGACAGCACGAUCUCCUCGCCAAUGCUACCGCCUAUCUUACGGCCGAACGAAGGAAUAGCUGGAGGCUGCGAGGUCGACAGAACCCGCGUCGAGAUCACCGCGCAGCGAGAGACAGAUAAGGGGGCAAUCGGGAGACACAAGAUGGGGAGACAAGAGGUAGAAAUGGCGAUGGUGAACCGGUCCCAGACCAGAUCGUCGGCUGAACGGCAGGAUCGGUGCCAUGGUGGAUUGAUAAAGCAGGCGCCCGCGGGGAGGAGCAGCGUUCCGUACCGGAUUGCCAGACAUAGCAAGCUCUUUGGCUGGAGGAUGAAGAUCCAAGGAGCAACUGGCCGGGCGCUACGACAGCCUCUCAGAGGCAGCCAAGGCGGGUUGGAGUGUGACAGUGAUUGUGACAGCAACUGCAGCUGGUCGUGCCGCUGCCCGUUGAUUCGCUAACCCUUCAGCCUGCAUAAUCAUUGGCGGGCGGGCGCAUUUGGCUGCGGGUUGGGGCAAGAAUGCGUGGUGAUGGCCGAGGAUUGG